CAAGGAGAGGACCUAAGAAUUGCAGCAUGUCAACGUAUAAAUGCGAUCCAAAAAUGAAAACAACAACAACAUAUAAUGGCAACUCUGGAACGUGCUGUCCAUUUCAAAUGCUUCAUCAGUGAGCAGCCCAAUGCGAUAAAGAUGAUGAUGAUGAUGAUGAUGAUGAUGAUGAUGAUGGAGAUAGAGGACACUCUUCACUCUGACAACCAUGGGGGAGUAAGCACUAAAGUGCGAAGUAGAAGGCAAAUAAGUGUUCCUGCAAAGUUACUAAAAAUCUGAAAAGUCAAAAAUUGUUGUAAUAAAAACAUUACCUUCCUAAAUAGGAUUUUUAUGCAGCUUAAGACAGGCAAUUAUGCCACAACGAAUAAUCAAGAGGUUAUAUGUUCUCACCUGAUCUAACAUAUAAUCCGUGAGAGUAAAUGAACAGUCCAUUGUUUAACAAAAUUUUCUAAUAGAGGAAAAUAAUAGCAGAUUUUGCAUGUGGAGCCUCCUAAAACUAGUGCCUCCGCUGCGACUCCAGAGGGCAGAGGCAUCAUUGUCACCUCAGUCCAGAGAAAAAAGUUGGGGUAAGUCCCCGACGUUUUAAUUUCAGAGCAUUGUGGGGGGCGGGGAGCCCUGGGGUGGCUCCACAGUGGCUUCUGCGUCAUAUAAACAACACAGCGCCACUGUGGAGCGCCCCCGCCCCACCCCCGGGCCUUUCCCCAUGUCUAGACACCCCCCUGGAGAGGAAGAACUGAUACCAAGUUUUCUUCAACCUGGUGUCCUCCAGAUGUUUUGGAUCACAACUCUUAGACUCCCUAACCAAUGGCCAUGCUGGCUGGGGCAGAUGGGAGUUGAAGUCCAAAAUAUCUAGAGAGCACCAGGUUGGGGAAGACUGGCCUUUGCUGUCAAAAGGGGUUAGGCUUGCAAUUCUUAUUUUAAAGGGCUAACAUGAACACUUACUUAUUUAGUCCAACUCUGUCCCAUGUUUUCACCAAAGAAGAAUACAGAAAUGUAAAACAGAAACCAAAUAGACAAGACAACAAAAACAGAAAGGUGAAAACAAUGAAUGCCAAAGAGCAAAACAGAACAACUAUAAUGUUAUAUGAAUAGUUAAACAAAUCACUAGAACUCAGGCUAUUUGGAAAUACUCUGUGAAAUAAAAUGGUCUUGACCAGCCACAAAAAUGUGUAGCGAACAUCUAAUGGUAAUCUCCGUAGGCAGAAAACCCUGCACUCUCUGUUCCACCGCUGAGAUAAUGAGAAAAGGGCAUAUUUACCACCUGUAGCUCUGCACCUCUGCACCAUUGAGUGAUUGAAAGGGGAGGGGAGAGAAGAGCAUUUGUGGAUGAUUUAUGUGUACGGGUAGAGGUUCACUGAGGAGCAAAAUCCUUCAGGUUCCUCCCAGACCUUUAGGGCUGUAAAGAUUUUAAAAACACACUCUUUUGUGACAGUGGAAAGUAACUGGGAUCACGUGAAGUUUCAGAAUUGGAGUUAUAUGUUGUAUUUGACUUUACCCCACUCCAGUUUUAACUUUUUUUUAAAAAUGUAGUCAAAUAUAGGGGUAACAGAAAAGGAAAACACGUCUUGAUAACACAAGAUAAACCUUAAGUGAUAAAAGGGCACUCCUGGCCAUAGCUGCCAAGGUGCCCCACUAAGUUCAGUAGUUGUGAUCCCAUGUGGAUAAGUACUCGUCAUUUCACUAACACAAACGAGGUUUGAAACAAGGUUUAAAAACAGUGCCAAAAUACUCUGGGCACCUGGGUAUACCUAGGCACCUUUCUAGGUAUUCACACAUGUAUUGCACCAGAACAGGUGCUAUGUCUGGGGGAGGGGUAUUUUCAGCUUCUCCAGAGUGCACCUUCAAGUGCUAUGAAAACCUGGCUUGACCAAAGACUGUGGGCAGCACGCAAUAAAACCGAAUGAUUCUUCUACAACACCAAUUCCAAGUCUCUGGAAAGCCAUUGACUGUACACAGCUGCUGUCAGGUAAAGUAGAGGUGAAAGAUUUCCAUCCCACUUGAUUGCCAGCAAGUCCUCAAAGCAGGCAAGCCCCAUUCAGCAUGAUGGGUGAUGUUGUCACACAGAGGAGGGCCAGGAUCUCGUCUCGAUCCUCCCAGAGUGCAGGACACGGAAUAACGGGCUCAAGUUAAAGGAAGCCAGAUUCCGGCUGGACAUCAGGAAAAACUUCCUGACCGUUAGAGCAGUACGACAAUGGAACCAGUUACCUGGGGAGGUUGUGGGCUCUCCCACCCUAGAGGCAGCUGGACAACCACCUGUCAGGGAUGCUUUAAGGUGGAUUCCUGCAUUGAGCAGGGGGUGGGACUCGAUGGCCUUAUAGGCCCCUUCCAACUGUACUAUUCUAUGAUUCUACGUGGGGCACAGUGUGGGGAUGUUGCGAACAGGCUGCACUUCCCCAUUGGCCUCCAGGCUACAUGUGGCAGCAUAGCCCCCCCCCCCCCAUUAUUGGUCUGUGUUUCUCCUCCUCCUUCUUCUUCCUUCUCUCUCUCUUUCUCAUAGCAUCGCAGGUGCCUGCUGGCUUCCCAAUCAAAGGCUGUUCUUUACCUUGUUGACAAGAUGUUCCUGAAGUGGCUGGGACUUGUGCCUGUGCUUUUUUGUGCCUCUGUGGACAGUGCAGAUAAGCUGUCAUUCCACAUGGACUCUAUGAUUGGGAUUCUGGAAGACCUGGAAUUCCAUCUGAGAGGGACCCCGGAGCUGAUCGUGACAACACUGCUCCAGGGGUCGGAGUUCUGCACAAGCGAAGUCUGCCAGUUCUUCCUCGGCCCAGUGCCUUCAUUGCCUUUGGAUUUGCCUUACCUGAGUGAGGUGCAGAGGGCUUUCCUCAAAUCCCUGGUGAAUCACAAGGUGGACAACAGCUCUUUGGUAGAACGCGGUGUGCUCUUAACUGCCGACGGGACAACAGUUGCGCUUACGCCUCUUCUUGCUGGAAUAACCGCUGGAUCCCAGCAGAGGCAUGAGCUGGCUCAGCCUGCCACAGCUGUCAGCACGGGCCCCUCAAACAGCUCUGAUGCAGAGCCGCUUCUUCCUCCGGACCCCCUCUUUGCCACAACAAUUGCCACGGAGCUCGGCAUUGCCUCUCUCCUCUUCCACAAUAAUCAGAGCCAGGUGGCCCUGGGGCCAAAUGGCUGCUGGGAUAAUAUCUCCACACCUCAUCAGUUCGCCUUGAUGGGUCCUCCUUCACAAAUCCCCGAUGCUUUUAUCAACGGGGCAAUGGAUGGUCUCAUCCUUGGUAUGCACGUGGCGUGGAAUGCUGACCCACCGCCCAGCCUCAGUGCCCUGCUGAGAGCUUACUAUGGUGGGGAGGGCCUGGAGGGGCAAAAGGAGUUCCGAAGCAACUUCCGGAGGAAGAACUUUGCUGUUCUGGUGAGUGAGGAGAAGCUGAGGAAGGAGGUGGAGAGUUCUCUGCGCCUGCUCUGGAGCCUGAAUGACACCAGCUCCCUCUUUGACGGCAUCACCAGUGAGGCGCUAAUACUUCUUGUGAACCAGACUGUCGAAGAGUUCAUGGCACUGUAUGUAGAGUGUCCUGCAAUGAUCCCACGGUGCAUGUGGGGGGCCCGGCCCUACAGAGGAACACCAACUCAGCUUCAGCUGCCUUUGGGCUUUGUAUACAUCCACCAUACUAGCACCCCUUCAAAGCCAUGCCGGAACUUCUCAGCAUGUGCAGCUAACAUGCGUAGCAUGCAGCGCUUCCACCAGGAUGUCCGUGGCUGGGAUGACAUCGGUUACAGCUUUGUUUUCGGAAGUGACGGGUACCUCUACCAUGGCCGGGGCUGGCAUUUGCAAGGUGCUCACACCAAGGGUUACAACAGCAAAGGCUUUGGCAUCAGUUUCAUUGGGGACUACAUGAAGGUCCUCCCAGAGGCCUUUGACCUGGAGCUUAUGAAGAACAACUUCUUGAAGUGUGCCAUAAGGGGCUCCAGGCUGCAGGCCAAUUAUACCAUCUAUGGGCACCGUCAGAUGAAGCCCACUCUAUGCCCAGGAGACAGACUCUUCCAAGAGAUAGAAACUUGGAAAGGUUUCAAGGUCAGGUGCUUUAUGGACAAGGGUGUUCACCACUGCAUCUAACCUACAGCCCCUGAUACCAGGGAGAGGAGCCUUCAUUAUCCUGCAAAAUGCCAGCAGUGCCCUGGUUAUACACCAGGGGGCAGCAGCUCCACAUCUGCAAUAAACCAAGAGCCAAAUUCAAAUUCCUCAACUGAAAUAAAUGUUGAAAGAUG
Messenger RNA from Elgaria multicarinata webbii, 4215 nucleotides. RefSeq names its product peptidoglycan recognition protein 2 (gene PGLYRP2). The record is from RefSeq and is a predicted model, not a curated record. Gene Ontology annotation, biological process: detection of bacterium; defense response to Gram-positive bacterium; peptidoglycan catabolic process. Lineage: Eukaryota; Metazoa; Chordata; Lepidosauria; Squamata; Anguidae. Bases 2555 to 4063 code for a protein of 502 amino acids. The transcript is spliced from 5 exons. Gene Ontology annotation, molecular function: peptidoglycan binding; peptidoglycan immune receptor activity; zinc ion binding.